GUUCUUUCGUUUUUCGCCUGCUGGGUGCAAAGGAGAGAGAGGCUCUCAGCAAAGCAACAAGAAGGAAGAGCAAUGGCGACACUGGAUCGCCAAAUACCAAGUCCGGAUACCUUCCUUCACAAGCCUUGGUCUACCUUCGUCAGUGCGGCUAAAUUACGUUUUGUUGACAACGCGGCGGCGUCCCUGGACAACAACAGCAGAGAGUUUUACUGCCCGAGAGAAGCCGCGAAGCUCGGCAAACCAGAGAUGCACGUGCACAGUCCUUUCCCAAUGUUGGAGGAUUUUUGUCUGGUUGUCUGCCAUAUCUGCAAUAAGGUGGUGACUCCUCAGGGCAUCCUCGCACACUACGAGAAGAGACACAGCUCCCCAGUCCCGUCCAGGAGCCCUUUGGUUCCCAUGAAGCCUAAAGCGCCUGCCGUGGCCCCCGCCGUGGCCCCCAGCACUGGGGACACGCUGGCAUUCAGGGUCCCCAAAGAUUACCCUCACUCCCGCUUCAGCAAAGCUCCACUUGCCGUCUACCCACCAAAGGGGGCACGGAACAAAACGUGCGUGUCGCUACCAGUUGUUAGCCUGGAGAAGAUGCCGUGCCUCAGCCGAUCCGAGUCUGCAUCCCACGUGCGGCUCACACCACCUUCCUCCUCCUCCUCCUCCUCCUCCUCACCUCUCAAAUCCUCCUCCAUCACGCCCCCAACAUCCCAGCGGACAAGCGAAAAGUUAACCAACGGUCGUGGCAGCAGCGGGCCAUCCACGCCGCGCUCCAUCACGCCUCCAUCCUCCCUGGACAGGCGCCCCAGUCCGGCGCACUCGCCACUGGAUAAACGAGCGUCGUCGACUCCGUCUCCGUCCCCACUGGACCGGAAGUCCUCCCUUUCACCUUCGCCUUCUCACCGCUCAGUCGCUCUGCCAGCGCUACAGUCACUGUCACCGAUGGAAAAGAAGCAACACAACGGCACGAAGACUUCCUCCAGGUCCCACAAGAGACUCUCAGGGAGGGUGUUUGAUCCAAACAAGCACUGUGGAGUACAGGACCCAGAGACUAAAAGGCCCUGCACGCGAUCUCUCACCUGCAAGACUCAUUCCUUAACUCACCGCCGAGCUGUUCCCGGUCGAAAGAAACAGUUCGACCUCCUGCUGGCGGAGCACAAGGAGCAGGCGAAGGAGAGGGAGGCUUUGAAGGAGAAGGAGAGGAGCAAGGACGCGGCGCCGGCAGGGAAGGAGACCUGCAGCCAGCAGAGCAUCGCAUCUCAGGAGGCUGCCUGCCCCGGCAAGACCCAGUGCGCCAACGGACGCCCCCUCUCCACGCUGAAGCUGCGCCUGGCCAACGCACACAUACCAAGGGUUCCUGGGAGCUCCUCCUUCGCUUCCACCUCCAGUCCUCUGCCCCCAGCAGCAACUCCGGCCCAGGCCCCAAAUCCAGAGCCGGUCCCCAUCAGCUGGACGGCGGCCGCUGCAGACGGUGGCAGACUCUCCAGCGAUGAGGGAGACGCAGAGACCUCGGAGGACACGGACAAACCUGGCUUGCAGUACCACAGUCAUCACCCACAGCCUUCAGGGUUCUGCGUCUUCAGCAGCCGGCUCAUGGGGCGGGGCUACUACGUGUUUGACAGGCGAUGGGACAGGAUGAGGCUGGCACUGCAGAGCAUGGUGGAAAAACACCUCAACGCACAAAUGUGGAGGAAGGUUCCUCUGGCUGCAGAGAGCCUCCCCUCCCUCUCCCCGUCUGGUACCCCCGUUCUGUCUCCUUCACUACAUUCUCCCACCUCCUUCACCUCCCCCACCAACUCCCAACUCCCCCCUCCGUUCCCCCAGUCUGCCUCCACCGGCGGGGCGCUCGGCAUCAGGGACUCCCCGCAGCGGCCCGCCCCGGCUUUCCCGCCGGCAAAAGGACGCAACGGCGCUCACAGAGCCAGCCGCCCGUCCAAAGAAGCCACGGAGGACUCUUCAACGGGACUGAAGAAGAAGCUAAACUCCUCCCACUCGUCGACCUCCUCGCCUUCUUCCUCCUUUCAGACUGUAGACAGCAAGAAGAACAGCAGCAACUUUUAUUCAGCAUUGCAAGGCUCAGGGGGUACGGCUCCGAAAAAGAGACCUUGUCCGGGGGAAAGUGGGUUUUUGAGCAGCUCAGAUGCCUGGCUCGCCAGAGGGGAUGGGUCUCUCACUCAGACCUCACAGAAGAGGGAAGCAGCCUCAGUGCCCAAUCAGCCAAUGGCUCCCCCCACAGGACCCUUAGCUUACGGGGGAGGAGCUGAGGGGAGAAAGAGGAGGAGCCCCAGCUCUUACAAAGGGAAGCCCAGCAAGCUGAGCCGGCUAGGCGGAAUGGAGAGCGUUUUCGGGAAAGCAAAGGAAAGCGGGGGAAUCCUGGCUUCGGGGUCGGAAUCCCCGAGACACGCCAAGCUGCAUCACUGACAGAAAGCCGGUUUGUGGACAGGACGCCGGGCAGCUGCGUGGGCCAGCACCGUUUGUGACCUUUGACCUCACCACUCCUCCAGUGACGGCACCAAUCAGACUGCAUCCUCUGGAUGACAACAAUGGCCGUUCAGUUGAUCGAGCGUGACGGCAGCGCUGUGAAGCCUGGACAUGCUUCUGUUUGGAAAGCUGCCGUGACCACGAUUUUCACCGGACGCCAUUGCAUUCAAACUAUCCUUCUGAAAGGGAAUUAGCGCUGCAUGUACCAGGUAUUGUUCACAACACCACCACUGUAGAGCUGAAGGUGGGAGAUGCUCGAAAACAGGAGAUGACAUCAAUACGGACUCCUUUCCUUUUCUGUCUUCAUCUCGAGCCCCGCCCACCUCAGCACGCCUGCGUUCAAAGUGCACUUACAAGCAUCCGGCGCUCCCUCCACCGCCUGUAGCGGUCCUACACACAACCCCAGUUCACACCCGGGAGAGGAAAACCUGGCUUGUGUCGCCACACUGCCACAUCAGUGCAUUGGAUUUUCAAAAUAAAAUACAGUCUGUUCUCAGUUCUAGGUUGUUUGGAAAGCAGCAGCUCUCCCCAAAAAUGGAUUUAUUACUACAAUUUUUUUUGGACUGCCUUUCUUUUUUGUAAAUUAAUUUAUCAUCUUUGAAUGUUUGAUAUCUAACUAACCAAUGAGGUUAAAGCUACAGAGACAUUUUUCUUUUUUUUUUUAAGUAAAACAUUUCUAUGGCAUUUUAAAGAAAGUAUUAUUACAGUUCCUAUGUGUACAUAUCUGUUACUGUUUUUGUAUUUAUUAAUAAUUGUCCUCUUUUAGCUUAUAUUAGAGAGGGAAUUCUAACUUUUCUUUAGGCUUGACAGGAAUAAUGAGACUGGCCUGGCUUCUUCAUGUGUUUUUAAGAAUGAGGUUGGUAACAAAAAUAACAUUAUUUGUAUAUAUACAUAAAUAUAUCUUCUAACGCCAUUUCAAUACACGCACAAAGCCAAAUAGGAACCUUUUUUUACUGUUUAUUUCAUUUCCUUGUUGCAUUACCAGCUGACGGGCUUAACUCGAGUUUACCAGUGUUCAGUUUAGUCAGUUCAAGUAUUUUAUCAAGAGAAAGUUGAAAUACUUCAACAGUUUUAUGGCAGAUUCUGAAAUUUUGCGUCUGGUUUCCACAUGGCAUGUUGUGUAAAUGCACUGUUGGGGUUUUUUUCUUUUUUUUUUUUCUUUUUUUUUUUGGAAGAGGCAUUCAGGGGUUGAGCCGUUUUGGUUCUUUAGUCACCGAAGUUUAUUCUGUUCUAAGGAAAACUUUAUUUUUUUCGCCCUGUCCUGCGCUCAAAAGUGAUCCAGAGAGUCACCGGGGCGUCUCCUAAGGCUGCUCUCACCCUGGCAUGUGAUGCGCGUUCAAGAACGAGCAAAACAGACAUACUUGAACGAGCUGUUAGCAUACGGUGUACGAUGCUGGCACAUGCACUCACAGUGGGAAGAGGCUUGGUGCAAAUCCUCCUCCAGGCUCUAAUCCGAUAAAUGUAAGACUUCCGAAUUCCCUCCCUAUUCCCUGACCACUACUGCAAAAUAACGAUCUAGUGCCGGACGAUCUAGGGCCCUGGAUUUUAAAAACCAGACACCCUUCUUACUUCUGUGUAUGUUUUUUAUUGUGAAGCUCUUUGAACUGCACAAGUAGGAAAAGCGCUUUUUAUAGAUAAAGUUUGAUUUACUAUUUUCCGAACAUGAAAAUCUUAACAAUAACAAAAUAUUGCGACAGCUAUUAAUGAAUCCACAUUGUUCCAAUGAUGAAAACUUUGAUGGUUUAUUAAAAAAACACAUUUACUUUUUUGUGCAAAAAUUGUUCAGACCCAAUGCAUUGUGGUCUGUAUUUGUCAAUCUAGUGAGCAUUGAUGUACUCAGGUUUUUUGCAGACUUCUGGGAAAUUUCUAGGGCACUUGUUUUUGGAAUGGUAGAUUCAGACAGCACUACAAAAUGGCGAACGCACUAUAUAGUGCACUAAGUAGUGAGUAGUGAAGGAUUUCGGACACAAUUUCCUUAAAUAAUUCCGGCUAGAACCAUAUAAGGUUUGUACUUCUGUCAAUUUAAAGCUACCAAAUCCGAGUCUCUGACUGGUCAAAGUUCAACCUAUUAUACCUUUUAACUCACGCUCAAUGAGGGCGUGUUUUGGUACGUAGAGCCCCCCAUAAAAAACGACUUAAAAACUUGCGUAGCGAUGCGUCAAUGGAAGAGUUUUGAACAUGGAAACCCAAAACAUUUAUACAGACUUAGAAAUGAAAAGUGGUCGCUGGAACCCGCGUUUCCAAGCCUGGUGUGAACGUAGCAUAAAACACUGCUAGCGGGUUCUAGACAUCAAACAUGGUGGAUUCCUUCACAGCAAAUCAAAGCAUCUCCUUCUCCUUGUUUUCACUGUUUGCCUGUAGCUCCACAUUUUUCUUUCCUCUUCCAUCCAGCGUUGAAAGCUUUAGUUGGAUCUUUAACUGUAUUUAUCUUUCUUCCCAGGCUGAUGGGUCGACACUGGUUUCAUUGUGUUGAGUGAGAGGCCAGAACCGGGCCAUUCACCUACUACAGUAUAAAUUAGUCAUUCCUAUCAUUUAAGCGAUCAUAAAAAUGCAGAUUUAGUCAAAGUGGAGAUAAACAAAAAGCAUUUUAUGUUAAAAGUUUUUUUUACCUCCAGUGACCCACAAGUAUUAUCAGCUACUUUAUUCGGUUGAAUGAGGUGUCAAAAGUUACCUUCAUGCGUGGAUUUUAGGUGAUUUUACUGGUUAAAGUCCCACUUCAAUCAGCUUUUGAUCUAUUUUAAAAAUGAACCCUCCAGAAAAGUCAUUUUUUUACUCGCACUCGCACAACUGAAGCCAUUUUGAGUUUUACUUGCUACAAUUAGCUUGGUCUCUAAGCGCUAAUCUGGACGAUUUGUAAAUAAGCAGCCGUUUUUGUGUUGCAUUUUUAAACUCCUUUUUAAAAAAAAACAAAAGUUCAAAAGUGCUUUCCGGCAGACUUCAUGAAGUGUGUGGGAUCAUCUGCUGGGAAAUCUUUCCUGUAGAUACACGUCGGUGUUAGCAUUCAUGUUAGAAAUAUUAGCAUCUUUUUGUCCAGAUGUUUUUUCUCAUCUGUCUUUUUUUUCCCCCAGGAAAUCAGCAGGUGAAUUUUAAACAAGCUACUUUUUCAAAAAAAAAUUUAGGGAAAAGGCACUUUGAAAAAAGAAAAAAAAGAUUUUAAAAAUGGGAUUUUUUUGGCUACAAAAACCUAAACAAAGCUCCCAUUUACAGUUUAGUUUGAGGUUUUUUCCUCCUUUAAACUUGUUCCAACCUUCAGAUCUGGAUGUAUUUCUAUGAAUAUCCGAGAUUUUCUAUAUUUGUUAGUAUUUCUGGGAAGCAUACAGGAAAAGGUCGUGGCGGUUGACCCCUAAACCAGCACACUGUUGUCAUUGUCGAAUAAUCUAAAGCUGUGGUGAAUGUUGAAGAGAAAGACUUUUGCCUUGAGGGAUUUCAGUGUUUUAUUCAUCUUUGCUGCAGUUGAUUUCAAAAUAAUAAGAAUUGUUUUUUCAACUAUAGGACAUAACAAGCUGUAAAGAUGAUCUUGUAUCCGAGCUUUUAUUAAAUGAAUGAAAAAGCA
Molecule: messenger RNA, 6019 nt
Organism: Oryzias latipes (Japanese medaka)
Lineage: Eukaryota; Metazoa; Chordata; Actinopteri; Beloniformes; Adrianichthyidae
Gene: atxn7l1
Product: ataxin 7-like 1
Source: RefSeq, a predicted model, not a curated record